This is a messenger RNA of Bactrocera dorsalis (oriental fruit fly), 1331 nucleotides long. Its product is annotated as probable fatty acid-binding protein. Gene Ontology annotation, molecular function: fatty acid binding. NCBI's taxonomy places the organism in Eukaryota, Metazoa, Arthropoda, Insecta, Diptera, Tephritidae. Gene Ontology annotation, biological process: fatty acid transport. Gene Ontology annotation, cellular component: nucleus; cytosol. The coding region runs from base 228 to 773 and encodes 181 amino acids. The record is from RefSeq and is a predicted model, not a curated record. The transcript has 2 exons.
CAUUUUAUACAAUAUUUCGAUGCUCUUGUUUCAUCUCUACGAAUAUUGACAAAUUUAAAUAUUUUGCAACAUUUUCUUUUCUCUGUUUCGUCAAAACAAAAGUAUAAAUAUAAUAAUUGUUUCUAUAUACUCUUAUUUCAUUUUAGACUUUAGUUGACAUGAUAAAAUUGAGAAUCGCCGCGUAUGUCUAAGAGUUCUAAAAGGGCAAUCCGAUUUCCCUAAAAAAAAUGUUAAAAAAGAAAAGUCUCAACGCUGAAGAAAUUAACAAUCAAAAUUCAAGAAACAGGAGGAAAACGUCAUUAAGUUUACCGUAUGAACCAGUGGCAAAAUGGGAGGGAAAGAUAUAUAAACUCGUGGACGGUACAAACUUCGAUCAAUAUAUGGCGGCUCUCGGUGUUGGUCCUGUUUUGCGCAAAAUUGGAAAUUCUGUACGACCGGUUAUAGCAUUACGUAAGAAUGGCAUAUAUUACUCACUCAUAACAGCUUCUGACUUUACCACGACCAUACAACGCUUUGAACUGUGUGUACCCUUCGAUGAGUUCACUUUGGACGGACGUCAAAUGCGGACCACCUUCUCGCUGUACAACAACGUAUUGAUUCAGCAUCAAAUGGGCAAUAUUCCUUCAACUAUAGUACGGGAGUUCCACGAGGACAAAAUGAUCGCCAAAUAUAUGGUGAAAGAUGUUGAGGCUGUGCGUGUGUUCCAAGCAGCAGAUGAGGAAAUGUGUAGACUGAUUUGGGAGGCAAAUGUCGCUAAAAGAUAUCAAAUAUAGAUAGGUAUAUUAAAUAGACUGCGUGUUUAUGGAGUGUAGGAAGUCGCAGAUAUUCAAGACCAUCACAAAACCCAUUUUAUAAAUAUUUAGAAAAUGCACAAACGAAAAGCAUAUUGUGCGCAAUAUUAUGCAACAAUAUUAAUGUUCACCGAUGUUUUGUGUGAAUGUGUUUUAGCAAGCAUUGAUCAUCAAACCAAAAUGUUAGCCAUUAAAUAUAAAAUGAGGAUUUUAGGGACACAAAUCAAAAUUUUCGAGAUCGAGUUUAGCUGUUAUGACUUGUGGUUACAGAUUUAUCGCAGAGUAAUGCAAGCACACAUGUUUCACAUUGCACUUUACCGUAAGUUAUUGUCAACAUUGUAGGGCAUUAGUAGUAAUAUAAUAGAUUUGGCACUUCUAAAUUCAUGUACAUAAAUUCAUACAUCACUAUGUUAAUAAAGUUUUGUCCAAUCUACAGAGUUUUAUUCGUAACGAGUGUUCAGCGUUUAAAGGUCUUUCGUUAGCAAUCGAACAAACCAAAUAAAUAAGACUAAGUUCGACUAAGUUCGUUUGAAAUAUUUA